AUGCUUGAUACACAAAAAACACGUCCAUUUAGUGCAAGUCGUCAACGACGACAAGUUAAACGUAGUUCGAGUUUAACUGGAAAUCGAACAUCAUUUCAUUCUAAUUCUUCAAUAUCUGGUACUAAUGCCAUUUUAGCUGCUAUUGAUUUACGUACACCAAAACAAAAAAUUGAAGAUUUAGAAAAAGAAAUUAUUGAAUCUAAAGAUGAAUCAACUCCUGAACAAUAUCUUAAUCAACUUGUUCUUAUGCAAGUUUAUACAAAUCUUGAAUAUGGAGAGAAUUCUAUUGAAAAUGCUCGAGCUUAUAUAAACCUAAGUAAAUAUUAUUUAAAUCAAAAAUUAAACUUUUUACCUCAAGCUAAAUUUCAUGCGCUUAAUGCUCGACAAAUUUUUGAAUAUUUAAAUAUAAAACCUAAUAAUGAUAAUCUAAUAGAAAAUUUACUUGCUUAUGAUAUUUAUCUUAUUUUAAUUAAAUGUUCAAUAAAUGCUAAACAAUAUUCAUUACAACGAGAAUUAAAAAUUAAAAAUAAACAUAUUUUAUCAAUGGAUAAAGUACAUAUUGAUCAUGAUUUUAAUUUAAUUCAAAAAUUUUUAGAAAAAUUAAAACAUUUAAUGAAACCAAUAGAUUAUGAACAAAAACAUAUGGAAUAUUUAUUUGUUAAAUUUAAUAAAAUUUUAAUAGAUUCAAAAGAAUUUGAUGAAUCUAUUUAUGAAUUAAUUGAUCAAAUUAUUAUUUAUAUUGAGAAAUUUUUUUCGAAUGAUCAAAUCAAACGUAAAAUUGAUUUAUAUUUACAUUCAGGAUCAUAUUUAAUUAAUUAUGAUGAAAAUAUUCAAAAUGGAUUAAAAUAUUAUAGACAAGCAGUUGAAUUAGCAAAUGAACAAGAAAAGUUUAUAUCAUCCAUCAAACAUAAGUAUCAACUUGCAAAUGUAAUUCUUCAACGAAAUAUUGCAAAAGUGAGAACAAAUCGUUUAACAGAUGAUUUAGAAAACGAAUUUCAACAAGCAAUUCAAUUAUAUAAACAACCAGAUGGUGAAAUGAAUAAAAAUGUUUUGAAAGUAAUUGAUGAAUUAGCAACUUUUUAUACUAAAGCAGAAAAAUAUCAGGAUGCAUUGAAUGUACUUUGUGAAACUUUACCAGAUAAAAUUCGAUUAUUUGGUGAUUUUUCUGAAGAAGUUAUACAAACAGAAUCACGUAUUGGUGCAAUUUAUUUACGAGAAGGUGAAUGUCUCAAUGCAGCUGAACAUUUAAAAACAUGUCUUGAUUUACAAGAAUUUGUUUAUGGUCCAAAUGAUUCACGAACGUGUCAAACACGAAAUUCAGUUGAAUUAUUAAAAAAAGAUCCUAUGGUUUCUCGAACAUUCUUUGCUCGAACACAAGAUGGUAUACGUCAAGAUCGACCAAUGUUUCGAGUUAGAAAUAAAGUUUCUCAUGAAAAAGAAGAUCUUCGACUAUUACAAACAGUUACAAGGAAACCACCAAUUAGUUCAAAAACUUAG
Messenger RNA from Rotaria sordida, 1497 nucleotides. Lineage: Eukaryota; Metazoa; Rotifera; Eurotatoria; Philodinida; Philodinidae. The record is from the annotation of a GenBank genome assembly.